AUGUUGUUGCAGAAGUGGCAUCCAGGUUUGGCCAAAUCGGCGCAGAGAUGGGCCAAUCGAUGCCUCGGACUGGUGCACGAUAACGCGACUGGCUUGUAUCUCGACGGUUUCGGCCAGAGUGGGCAAAAUAUCUUCAUUACAACGAGGAGAACGCUGUGGACUUUCCCCAUCAGAAUGUGGUACAUGGAGUACAAGGACUAUAAAUUCGGUGACGACGAAGGGAACGAUUUGCACGAGAUCGGCCACUACACUCAAAUCGCGUGGGCUACCACGCAUUUAGUAGGCUGCGGCGUGAGUCAUUGCACUGGUGGCAAGGGCCCACUCGGCAAGGAUUUCUUCAUGUACGUGUGCAACUAUGCCCCGAGCGGCAACUACAAGGGUCGCCUGGGCCAUCCGUACGUGCCGGGGAAGCCGUGCAGCAUGUGCAAGGACCACUGUUCGCGCAACAACAAACUGUGCACGAACGCGUGCUACUACACGGAUCUCUGGUCGAACUGCGCGGAACUGGCCAGGACGUUUCGUUCCUGGGUCUGCGAGACGAACACGAACGAGGGCCGGGAGCGGCGGAAGUUCUGCGGCGCCACGUGCAACUGCAACGACAAGAUCUACUACCACCACGGGUAGUGAACGAUGAAAACACCACGCCACGGCUACGCGUGGCCUUCUUCCACCCUUUCCUUCGCAUCGGUUAAAGGUUUGAAACGAUCCUGAAAACGUUGUCGCGCUACGCCUCACAACGGGGGUGAAGGGCGAAUCGCGGUCGAGGUACGAAAUUAUUUUCAAGCCAAGUUGAAAAAGAUUCUCGAAAAGAUGCUGGCUUCGAUAGAUGACCCGGAUCACCUCGGAUCGGUCGCCUCGUGCUUCGUCCUCGUAGCGCGACGAAUCCUGCCGUGCGCCGUGCAGAUUCAUCGCGGGACAAAGGGAAAUUGAAAAUUCUUCGACGAGAGGAAAAAGAGAGAGAGAGAGAGAGUGUGUAAAGUGUAGUUCGUAAAGUAAUUGACGUAAUAAUUAAGAAGAAAUAUACGCGGACACAGCCGAGACGUACGUAAAAUGUGUGUGUGUGUGUGUGUGUGUGUGUGUGUGGACAACAGGAGACAUCGGGGUUAAUUGGAUCGACGAUUAGACGAGAGGUUGAUUAAUGUUACACGUAACACGAUGUAAUGCGAGGCGUUCUCAGUUGCGCCAACCACCCUCGAUCGAUUGUAAAAGCUGUCAUACUUCGUUCACUUACCGAAAAUAAAGGCCCUGUAAAUAUUA
Molecule: messenger RNA, 1257 nt
Organism: Frieseomelitta varia
Lineage: Eukaryota; Metazoa; Arthropoda; Insecta; Hymenoptera; Apidae
Product: cysteine-rich venom protein Cau1-like
Exons: 4
Coding region: 1-624 (207 amino acids)
Cellular component (GO): extracellular region
Source: RefSeq, a predicted model, not a curated record